GGGGCGGGAGUCACGUGUCGCGGCCCAGGCCUGAGGAGCUGGAGGCAGAGGCAGGGGACAGGGCUUGGCGCUGGAGGCCGGCUACAGCCGCAGGGGGUGGAUGAUGGGAGGUGAGCAUGGCCAAUGAGAAGAAACUGAAGAUUAGCAACACGCUGCUUCCCACCGAGUCGAUGAAAGUGAUCGCCGAAUCCAUAGGAAUCUCCCAGCUUUCGGAGGAAACUUGCCAAAGCUUGACUGAGGAGGUCAGCUACAGGAUCAAAGAGCUGGCCCAGGAUGCCCUGAAGUACAUGUACCAUGGCAAACGGAAGAAGCUAACGACGGUGGACAUCGACUGUGCUCUGAAGCUGAAAAAUGUGGAGCCGCUGUACGGGUUCCACGCCCAGGAGUUCAUUCCCUUCCGGUACGCCAGCGGGGGUGGGCGCGAGCUCCACUUCUACGAGGAGAAGGAGGUGGACCUCAGCGACAUCAUCAACACGCCCCUCCCGCGGGUGCCGUUGGACGUCUGUCUCAAAGCUCACUGGCUCAGUAUAGAGGGAAUCCAACCUGCCAUCCCAGAGAAUCCACCGCCCGGUAAGCUUCGGCAAUGUCUGCUGUCUCAUUUCUGA
Chiloscyllium plagiosum (whitespotted bambooshark) is the source of this 605-nucleotide messenger RNA. The record is from RefSeq and is a predicted model, not a curated record. Lineage: Eukaryota; Metazoa; Chordata; Chondrichthyes; Orectolobiformes; Hemiscylliidae.